GACUGCACUCCAGAAUCACCAUCCGCUCAGUCUUGAUGCCUUGGCGAGCAUCAUCAUUCCAUUGAGAGCUGUCCAGGUGCUUUGGCUGUCUCCACGGUGCUCAAUUGGCUCGGGAUUUAGCCCAAAAGGCGAAUAUAUAGUAAAAAUUUAGUGGAAAGUGUCUCUCCCCUUCCGCAGUGGCUUCUAUCUGGUGGGGUUCAGUGCUCUAAAUCCAUUAUUACUAAAGCAAUUAAUCACAAAAUCUCCAAACUGAAUGUGACUGAAGUGCUUGAUAGAAAGUGAAAGCCUAAGAGUUCUCUCUCUGUCCUCACGAGAAAAUCUUCUGAAUUUCCCCGCCAAAUUCAUCUGAAUUUUCACCAACUGCCAUGACGAUCUUGAGGAUCAUCCCCACGGGGAUAUUCCUUCUCACUAUGGCAGCAAUUGCUGGUGCUGGCAAUUCCAAAGACAGAGUCCACGUGAAGAUCCACGUGCCUGAGAUUGUCAAGAAGCACAUUCACACGAGAACCAUCUACAAGCAUCACUAUCAUAAAGUUCCAAUGCAUCAUCAUCCCCACAAGAUGCCUCCGCAUCAUCACAUGGGACACGCCACGCAUCUUGAGCCUAUCUUCAACCUGGCACCGAUUCAUCAGCCGAUCAAUCAACAUAUCCAACCUGUCAAUCAGCACAUUAACCAGCCCGUUAACCAACACAUCAACCAACCUAUGUUCCACACAGGGCCAGGAGCAAGUGCAGCUGAUAAUCUGGAUGUCAAAGUGCCUUGGUUCCCUAAACUAGCACCACCACCACCGCCUAUAAUCCCCGUAGCGCCGAUACCGCCAAAACUUGUAGAUCCACCACAGCCUCCACCACCAAAUCCCGAGCUUGAGCAUGGUUCCUAUUCCCAUUCUGUCAUGGAUAACUCUUAUGAAAUGGACAGUGAAGAGUUGUUGAAGGAUGUAGGCCCUGUGAGUUACGCUGAAUACGAAUCAUACAAACCUAUCUACAACGCGCCUACGGGGAAGUACCGACCUAUCCCUGAGCAUACAACUGCUUACUCGGUAUCACAUGGGGAGACUGGGAUCAGACCAAAUCCGCCAAGGCCAAGUAUGCCAAGGCCAGUUUCAGUGAUGGAGAAUUCCUUCGAGAUGCCCAAACACACGACACAGAUGUCACCAACAUCGACGAGCUACAGCCAUCAAAUGCACUACUUCCCAUCCGCCGGAGAGGAGGACGUUGCUGUUCCCGUGAAUACGAAUAGCAAGCAUCCGGUGUGGUAUAUGUCGUCAUCUGGAUCAGACGAGCAUGGUCAGAAAUUGCAGCCGGCUAAGGCAAUGGAAUCCGAUGACUUCUCCCACUUUGAUAACAUUCUUACAACUAAACCAAGGAGUGUCAUCACAAAAUAUGGCGCCAAAGUACCUUUGAAAGAACUGAGCGAGAUCCGAAGGCGGAUCCGGAAGCAUAAGAUUUCCAAGAAAUCCCAUUAGUGAGCCUUCCCUGAUCAUUCACCCUCCAUGAGUAUUUAUUGAUGUAAUUUUUGUACACAGUGAUUAACACAUUUAUAAUUGUUAUUGUUACCUAAGAUUGGAUAAAAUAAAAACCAUUACAGGGAAGUUCAAUUGAGAUGGACUCUCUCAAUCAA
Phlebotomus papatasi is the source of this 1618-nucleotide messenger RNA. RefSeq lists its product as uncharacterized. The record is from RefSeq and is a predicted model, not a curated record. The coding region runs from base 366 to 1463 and encodes 365 amino acids. The transcript has 2 exons. Lineage: Eukaryota; Metazoa; Arthropoda; Insecta; Diptera; Psychodidae.